UCCCCUAGUCACUUUGCUCGGCGCUGGGACACAUAUAACGACUUGUCGCGUGUGCAAUCUGUACUACCUCAUAACUGUCUUUAGCUCUUCAGAUUCUACCGAUCGGAAUCGAGGUCGAACCCAAGAUUCAAACUACAACCAUGGCUGCACCAGCUGUUUUCCUCUCGCCUCCCGCGGCCAAUCUCUUCAGAUUCCCGCCUCAUUCGGCGCCGGAAACCAUACCUCCUCCGCAGUUUGAUCAACCUUUCAACAUACCGGAUAGUUUAUAUGUCAGCGCUUUGGACCCCAAAGUCCCAAUUACGAUCGCAACCAUUUAUGCAAUCACUGCUAAGGUGUUGAAUGCUUACAACAAGUCCACCGGCAAGAAACCUUGGGCUAUCAGUAAAACUAAGGCCUUCCACUUCUUCGUUGUCCUGCAUAAUGUCUUCCUUGCCGUCUAUUCAGCAUGGACUUGGAUUGGCAUGUUCCACGCUCUUCGUAACACGGUCGUGAGUCCGGCUGGACCUAAUGGUUGGGCUGGUACUGUUGACAGUCUCUGCAAGUUUCACGGGCCUACUGGUCUAGGCAAUGCGCUCAACUACAACCAGAACCAACGAGUGUGGGAAUCAGUAUCUGGAGCCAAUGUUCUGGCAGCUGGAAGUUUCCCCAGCCGGGCUGAAACUGGACGACUUUGGAAUGAGGGUCUAGCAUUCUAUGGCUGGCUCUUCUACAUUAGCAAGUUUUAUGAAGUUAUCGACACACUCAUUAUCCUCGCCAAGGGCAAGCUGAGCUCCACUCUUCAGACCUAUCACCAUGCAGGUGCCAUGAUGGCUAUGUGGGCGGGUAUGCGCUACAUGUCGACUCCUAUUUGGAUCUUCGUGUGCUUCAACUCGGCUAUCCAUGCUCUAAUGUACACUUAUUACACAGUGACCGCUUUCAACAUCCGUGUACCUACACUGGUAAAGCGCUCGCUUACUUCUCUUCAAAUUUCUCAAUUCGUCAUUGGCGCAUCUGCUGCCAUAAUUCACUCCUUCAUCUCGUACUCGGUUCCGGUCCAGGUCAAGGUUGCCACUUCUGAGGCUACUGUUGUCGCAUCUAGCAUCGCCGCUGCUGCAACUGCUACUCCUAGCUCUGAUAGCUUCCUCGAUAGCCUCAAGCAAACACUGUUCGGCACUGCUGAAGCCGUGGGAGCUGCUGCUGUGGUAGCCGACUCCGCAGACCCAACUGCUAGUUACGUGACUCGAUACCAGAAAGUCGACUGUAUUACGACGACAGGCGCUACUUUCGCUAUCUGGCUCAACGUCUUUUAUUUGCUUCCCCUGACCUAUCUAUUUACGUCUUUCUUCGUUGCAAGCUAUCUCCGCCGCAGCAAGGCAGAAGUCGUACGUGCUAAGGUCAACCCUGACCGACGUCUUAGCAACGUUAUGUUAGCGGAGAAGGCUAGCUGGGACGCCGCGAAAGGUCUUGAACGCGAAGUGUACGGGGAAAGUAAUGAAGGUGCGAUUGUCGAAGAUAGCGACGACUCGACCAGCAACGACAAGUUACAUCCAUCAUCUGCUGCCCGAGUCAACGGGGUCAAUGGAAAGACCAACGGGAGGCUCAACGGAAAGACGAGUGGGGUAGCAAACGGCAAGCAUUAUUAGGGUAGACCUAAAACAUCUACGUAUUAGACGUGGAAAGAACCAGCGAAAUUCGAAUUAAUGGGAAUUACUAACAUAGGUACGUGA
Messenger RNA from Annulohypoxylon truncatum, 1706 nucleotides. RefSeq names its product GNS1/SUR4 family-domain-containing protein. Lineage: Eukaryota; Fungi; Ascomycota; Sordariomycetes; Xylariales; Hypoxylaceae. The coding region runs from base 141 to 1622 and encodes 493 amino acids. Gene Ontology annotation, molecular function: fatty acid elongase activity. Gene Ontology annotation, biological process: fatty acid elongation, polyunsaturated fatty acid; fatty acid elongation, saturated fatty acid; very long-chain fatty acid biosynthetic process. The record is from RefSeq and is a predicted model, not a curated record. The transcript is spliced from 2 exons. Gene Ontology annotation, cellular component: endoplasmic reticulum membrane.